This is a messenger RNA of Arabidopsis thaliana (thale cress), 1604 nucleotides long. Its product is annotated as 2-oxoglutarate (2OG) and Fe(II)-dependent oxygenase superfamily protein. The record is from RefSeq and is marked reviewed. NCBI's taxonomy places the organism in Eukaryota, Viridiplantae, Streptophyta, Magnoliopsida, Brassicales, Brassicaceae. The transcript is spliced from 2 exons. Gene Ontology annotation, molecular function: 2-oxoglutarate-dependent dioxygenase activity; oxidoreductase activity; iron ion binding. Gene Ontology annotation, cellular component: cytoplasm. The coding region runs from base 172 to 1092 and encodes 306 amino acids.
UCAUCUAUUGGCUAAUCAGAAAAAUUUAAUUCCAUUGACUUUUAUUCGAUUACCUCAUUUUCUAUUAUAAUAUACACAGAGGUACCAAAUUUCAACAGUAGUAGGCAGAUACCUAUUGUCUUAGAAAACGUUUUCUCUUUGUUCUGUUUCUUGACACAAAGGAAGAAGAAGAUGGAAGCAACAUACGAUCGUGCUAGUGAGGUAAAAGCUUUUGACGAGUUGAAGAUCGGCGUAAAAGGUCUCCUAGACGCCGGAGUUACUCAGAUCCCACGUAUCUUCCAUCAUCCACAUCUUAAUUUAACCGACUCAAAUCUACUUCUUUCCUCUACAACGAUGGUUAUACCAACAAUCGAUCUUAAAGGAGGCGUGUUCGACGAGUACACAGUCACGCGAGAGAGCGUCAUCGCGAUGAUCAGAGACGCGGUUGAGAGAUUCGGGUUUUUCCAGGUGAUUAACCAUGGGAUUAGUAAUGAUGUUAUGGAGAAGAUGAAAGAUGGGAUUCGUGGGUUUCAUGAGCAAGACUCAGACGUUAGGAAAAAGUUUUAUACUCGUGACGUCACCAAAACAGUUAAGUAUAACAGUAAUUUUGAUCUUUAUAGCUCUCCUUCAGCGAACUGGAGAGAUACCUUGAGUUGCUUUAUGGCUCCUGAUGUUCCAGAAACAGAGGACUUACCAGAUAUUUGUGGGGAAAUCAUGUUGGAAUAUGCGAAACGAGUGAUGAAACUAGGGGAACUAAUCUUUGAGCUUUUAUCAGAAGCUUUAGGGCUGAAUCCUAACCACUUGAAAGAAAUGGAUUGCACAAAAGGUUUAUUGAUGCUUUCUCAUUACUACCCGCCUUGUCCUGAGCCUGGUUUAACUUUUGGCACAAGUCCGCAUUCAGACAGAUCUUUUCUCACUAUUCUUCUUCAAGAUCACAUUGGUGGGCUUCAAGUUCGUCAGAAUGGUUAUUGGGUUGAUGUUCCUCCUGUUCCGGGAGCUCUUCUCGUUAACCUCGGAGAUCUUUUACAGGCAAGUUGUUAUUGUGACAUGAUACAAACUGUUCGUUUGAUACAAAUUUAUAUUUGUUUGUGUGAUUUGUUUUGUAGCUUAUGACCAAUGAUCAGUUUGUGAGCGUAGAGCAUAGAGUUCUGGCUAAUAAAGGUGAAAAGCCGCGGAUCUCAGUAGCAUCUUUCUUUGUGCAUCCUUUACCGAGUUUACGAGUUUAUGGACCGAUAAAAGAACUUUUGUCUGAGCAAAACCUUCCCAAGUAUAGAGACACUACCGUCACUGAGUACACGAGUCAUUACAUGGCAAGAGGACUUUAUGGAAAUUCUGUGUUGCUUGAUUUCAAGAUCUGAUAAAAUAAACUUUGGAGUUUACCAACAUAACUCAGGUCUUCUACAGUUUCACUUGAUUGUUCCGUACCUUAUGAAAGAAAGCUUCUCGCACACUCAAACAAAUGUACUCAUGAUGCUAUUAAUUUAGGCAAUGAGUUGGGAUAUGUUAUACAUUUGGUAGUCGGGCUUAUUGAAUAAUCUUAUAUUACUCAUGAUGCUAUGUUUAUUUUUCAAGGAACCCUAGUAAGUAAUCCCUUAGCCGGUGCAAAAAUCAUUACAGUUAACAAU